Cucurbita moschata (crookneck pumpkin) is the source of this 1108-nucleotide messenger RNA. RefSeq names its product glycine-rich RNA-binding protein RZ1A-like. The record is from RefSeq and is a predicted model, not a curated record. The coding region runs from base 148 to 780 and encodes 210 amino acids. The transcript has 4 exons. Lineage: Eukaryota; Viridiplantae; Streptophyta; Magnoliopsida; Cucurbitales; Cucurbitaceae. Gene Ontology annotation, molecular function: zinc ion binding; RNA binding.
GGUCUCCAAUUUGUUGACUGGCUCUUUGCCCUACAACCAGUUUAACCAUUCCACCAUCACUACCGCCUUUGGUUCCUCUCGAAAGUGAAUCGAAUUCUAGGGCUUUCGUUCUUCGGAAAUUGUUAGCUCAAUUUUGCUGCUCGUGUAAUGGCUGAAGAGGGGGAGUAUCGGUGCUUUAUUGGCGGCCUUUCUUGGUCAACUAGUGACAGAGGUCUUAAAGAAGCAUUCGAAAAGUUUGGCCAUCUUCAAGAGGCCAAGGUAGUUGUUGACAAGUUUUCUGGACGUUCCCGUGGUUUUGGUUUUGUUACUUUUGAUGAGAAGAAAGCUAUGGAUGAGGCAAUCAAAGCCAUGAAUGGAAUGGAUUUAGAUGGCCGGGCUAUUACAGUUGAUAAGGCUCAGCCUAACCAAGGUUCAGGUAGAGACAACGAUGGUGAUCGUCCACGUGGUCGUGACAACGAGCGUGAUCGAAAUCGAGAUUUUGGUGGUGGGCGUGGAUCUAACAGUAGAGAUUGCUUUAAAUGUGGGAAGCCAGGGCAUUUUGCCCGGGAAUGUCCCAGUGAAGGCGGUAGAGGAGGUAGGUAUGGAGGGAGGGAUGACAAAUAUAGUGGCGGCGGCGGCGGUGGCAGUGGUCGUUAUGGACCAGAUCGAAAUGGAGAUAGAUCUGGUGGGCGCAAUAGGGAUACUGGUGAUCGAGGAGGUUCGGGAAGUGAUCGAUACAGUCGCGACCGCUCUGGGCCAUAUGAACGACGGAGUUCAGGUUCUGGUGGCUUUCGUUCUUGAUAGAAUCGUGUCUUCUCUGUUAAGCUUACAUGGAGGGAUCUUGCUGUUAUGUCCUGCAGAGUGUUAAUGUUUCUUUCAACAGGUUGUCUAUGUUACAGUUCAGAUAUCUGAAGUGCAGAACUUGGCGUUAGUAUUGAGACAUUUGUGUUCCUAUGUGAUGAAUUUGGUAUCUUGGUACAAUGGUGUCUAAUGUGUUCUUGACAUAUUCAUUCAAAUCUGGUUUUAUGGUCUUUGAAUGCCAAUGUAGCUGCUGGAUUACUUAUCACAGGGAAAUUGCAAUAACUGCUAAAAAUUUCUAUUAAAGUACAACUAGACCUGGUUUUUGAUC